Oncorhynchus keta (chum salmon) is the source of this 2377-nucleotide messenger RNA. RefSeq names its product ras-related protein Rab-3D-like. Gene Ontology annotation, molecular function: GTP binding; GTPase activity. The record is from RefSeq and is a predicted model, not a curated record. Bases 299 to 970 code for a protein of 223 amino acids. The transcript is spliced from 5 exons. Lineage: Eukaryota; Metazoa; Chordata; Actinopteri; Salmoniformes; Salmonidae. Gene Ontology annotation, cellular component: plasma membrane; synaptic vesicle; endosome. Gene Ontology annotation, biological process: protein secretion; regulation of exocytosis; protein localization to plasma membrane.
CAGGAAAUUUGCUCUCUGGAAGUGUGUGAGAGAUUAUAGCUGUGUGAAUACUGUCGUGUGAGGUGGCCACUACACUGACUGCUGCGCUCUCGAAGGGUGGGUGCUCCUUUGUACACAAACGAGAUCCGGGAGCUGCCUGUUCUAUUCCGCAAACGCUCAGAGGAAAACGGUGAGGCAGAAAGCCGUGGGCGGAAAGAGAAUUCAGGUUGUUGGAAGACCCUAGGGAACUUUCACUCUUCACUUGAAAGGAAAUAACAUUGAAGGUUAAAGUCAAAUAAUUUCCUUUUCCAUAGAUUAGAUGGCGUCAGUGAAUGACUCUCGCCUUCAGCAGCAGCCUGCCCAGAAGGAUGCGGCUGACCAGAACUUUGACUACAUGUUCAAGCUGCUGAUCAUUGGCAACAGCAGUGUGGGGAAGACCAGCUUCCUGUUCCGCUAUGCUGAUGACUCCUUCACCUCAGCCUUUGUCUCCACUGUGGGCAUAGACUUCAAGGUCAAGACCGUUUUCCGCAAUGAGAAAAGGAUAAAGCUACAGAUAUGGGACACAGCGGGACAGGAGCGCUACCGUACCAUCACCACAGCCUACUACAGAGGAGCCAUGGGCUUCCUGCUCAUGUAUGACAUCACCAACCAGGACUCCUUCAACGCAGUUCAGGACUGGGCAACUCAGAUUAAGACAUACUCUUGGGACAACGCACAGGUGAUCCUGGUGGGAAACAAGUGUGAACUGGAGGAUGACAGGCUCGUCCCCACAGAGGAAGGCCAGAGACUGGCCGAAGAUCUUGGGUUCCAGUUCUUCGAGGCCAGCGCCAAGGACAACAUCAACGUGAAGCAGGUGUUUGAGCGGCUGGUAGACGUCAUCUGUGAGAAGAUGAACGAGAGCAUGGGCGGAGAUGCCAACCUGUUGUCCAAUCACAGGAGCACCAGUCUACAGGACUCGCCUCCAGAGAACCAUGGGGGCUGUGGCUGCUAAAUCCCGCCUCACUUCUCCUCACAGCCCCACAACAAACCCUGGCACUGUGUGUGAAGUAUAGAGAGUACACCUCACAAACUACACCCCAGUCUCACACCCCCUAACACAGCCACUACAGUGAAAACCAUAAAGCAGCCAGCUGAGAUAACCAUUGGUCCCCUCCCCUCGGUCCAUCCAGCAUUAUCCCACAUAUCCCCUGCUCUAGUUUCUGUAUUCCCUGAAAAGGCCCCAUCUCUCUUGUGUACUGUGGCCUUCACCCCAUGGUCAUUAUUUUAGGUCAUUGUGUUCAGAGUUUAAUUAAUGAAAAUAUAAUAGUUUAAGACAAACAGAGCAGGUGCUUUUGUUUUGGAUGCCCCCUGGCUAGGUGCUCUGCUUCGAAUGUAUUCAUUGGACUAAACUUCUCAGAAUCCAAAACCAGACAGAAAACAGCACCCCAAAACCUGAAAAACAAAAUCCACAUUUUUGCUGUCAUAUCCUUGAUCAAAAUCUAGAUGUAACUGUAAUUAAUGAAAUCAGAGGACAUCAUCCAGACAAUCACAAAACUGAGUUAUUCUGCUGCUUUGGCCUUUUGCUUCCUUAUUUCCCUGACCUCCAUGCUUUACUCUGUGACACUGAAGAUGCAAUUUUGCCAUGUCCUCAGAAUAAUUGUGCACUACUAUUUUUGAGACUUUCUUAAUUAACCACUACUGCUUAUGGGAAAGAGAAGGUGAAAAGUAUGAGAUUCUGCUCCAAACAAUGUUAGAGUAAUGUUGUGCUCUAGGAUGUUUGUCUGGGAGGAAGUCGUAUAACACUAAUGACACUGACACGCGUCAUGUGAUCUGCUCUGGCAUGUCCUCACUCACCCCUCUGUGCUCCCUUCCUACUCAUUGUUCUUACACUUUCCAACCCGAUUGCACCAGGCUUCAACAGUGUCCUGUAAUCUGGAUGUGCCAGUGUAAACUGCCUGCAUUACUUGCAUGAUCUUACUGUACUGUUCUUACAUCUAAGUUACUGUCUAUGAAGUAGCCUAAUUAAAGCGAGGUGAUUGGCCAAGCAUGACACCCAUGCUAAUUAAUUUUCCAUAUCAUAUGCUUAAACAGAAAGACAAAUGGUGCACCUAAAGCAUGUACAGUGCAUUCCAUUGUACUGCUUGGAUGGCUUCAGUAGAAAAAAUAUGCAUCUCUCCAACUGGACUGGAGAGACAUGCAUCUCCCUGUUCUCCGGCCCUCUGUUACUCACAGACACUGCCAUUUCCCUAUCACUAGCCCCACACUGUUCACUGGUCCUCUGUUACUCACAGACACUGCCAUUUCCCUAUCACUAGCCCCACACUGUUCACUGGUCCUCUGUUACUCACAGACACUGCCAUUUCCCUAUCACUAGCCCCACACUGUUCACUGGUCCUCUGUUACUCACAGACACUGCCAU